AUGAACUCAUCAGUUAUUCUUAGAAAAAAGGCUAGGGUGAAGAAUCUUCUUAAGACAGUAGUUGCAGUAGUUCUGACUCUGAUUCAAGCGGCCCCAAGAAUGCAAAUAGAAACAGAUAAGCUAGCUUAGUCCUCAAACCAAGAAGGAAGUUAAUGUAUGAUUAUUGUUUUAAUUUUACAUUAGUUGCUUGAUGAUCAGGGAAAGGUUAAUUUUAAGUAUCUAAAGUACAAUUCAAGUGAACUAUUCGAAAAGCUGCCUAUUUUUGAUGAAGCCAUGAUGAACUUUAACGUUGAUGAAUUUAGAGAUCCGUGGACUAAAUUAGCUAAAGCGAUAGUUAGUCCUUAUAGUAACUUUAGAUUUCAUUUGGAAAUUGCGAAAUAAAAUUUUAAGAAGCAGGAACAGCUACCUUUCUUUUACCCGCACAAGAAUUUUAAUAAAGAAGAUAACUCACGGAGGGAGAGCAAUUUGGAAUUUUUGGCAGGAUUCGGCGGGAUUCUUUAAGUCUAGCACAAUAAUAAUGGAAAAAGGAGUACUUCAAAUUAAAAUCCGUAAAGCAAAUUAAUAUUCCAAAAUUAUGGCUCUAAUAAUGGAAUGAAUCAAAGAUAGAGUACAAUGUAUCAAUAAAAUUUAAUUUAAAAUCAAAUGAGUAACAAUAGUAAUAGUACAAACUAUUAAUAAACAAAUCAAGGUAACAAAAGCAAAUAUCUCAUGAAAUAUUUAACACAAGCUACUGGCAGAGCUGAGUAAAACUAGUAUUUGUAGAGACAUAGUACUUCUUUAAUAAAGAACAAUUCCAAUCAGGACAUUUCUAGUAUGAAUGCAAUAUUUGAGCAGAUUCCUGAAGUUGAUACAAAAAAUGUUAGUUCAGAUGAUUCAUCUGAAUCUGGAAAGAAAUCUAGCUCCAGUAAUGAACCACAAGAAUCAAUACCCAUCAUAGGUAAUCCCACUUAAUUUGAACCAAUGCUUUAAUAAAAGGUGUCUAUACAGAGCAAUUUGAAUUUUUCUAAAACUCCAAGAUUAGACUUUAAAAAAAUCAUUAAUUAGUUUGAUGAACAGUAACAAAAACUUUCACCAUUAAAGCAGAGAAUAUCUCAGAUGAAUUAGUUCAAAAUAAAUCAGAUAAAUACUCAAAGAAACUACAUUCAAAGGUUCAAAGACUAUUCUAAUUCCUACCUGAAUAAUUAAACUAAUAACAACACCAAUCAUUUGACCAUGAAUACGCCUAGAACCAACUAAAAUACAGAUGGGGCUUCAUUUAAGUUUAUUAAGAGAGGCAAUACACCUGCUGGUUAUAUGACAAGCAGAGCGAUCCCGCAGAACUAAAAGCAACUCUAAAGUGACUUCUAAACCGCUAUAAGUGAAACUCAGCGUAAAUCACAACUUUAUCCUAUUUUGUAGAGUCCUACAAAAAGAUCAAGCAAUAUAAUGUACAAUCAAGUAGUUAGGGAAAUAACUAAGAAGAGGAGAUCAGUCAGAAGAAAUAUAUAAAAUGUAUACAAUCAUACAGUCCAAUAAUCUACCUCUUUGGGAAUGGGUGGUGGGCCUGGAUCCAUUUCUUCGCUUAUAAAGUAGAACUCUGGAUCUCCUAAGAACACAAUUCAAUUACAACAGCAUUUCUCUAAUUAAUCCUCGUAAUAACAAGAAUAAUGA
Molecule: messenger RNA, 1650 nt
Organism: Stylonychia lemnae
Lineage: Eukaryota; Ciliophora; Spirotrichea; Sporadotrichida; Oxytrichidae
Source: the annotation of a GenBank genome assembly